CUUUUAUCAUCGGUCGUAGGUAGCGCGAUAUUAUUAUAGUGGGGUGGUGAGGUAAACGAUUUUUGCACUGCGAAUGUCUGUCCUGCCACCGUUCAAUUCAUUUGACAAUUCGAAGCCGGCGACCAAUAAAAUAUUGCAAUACUUUUGUUGUGAUAAGACCUCAAAGCCCGGGAUUUAAUAAAUAUAGGUACAAUUUACAAUGGAAAAUCGACAACAAAUACCAAUAUCUAUUAGUUGUUUACCAGCGACAUAUGAGUAUAAAAAAUCAAAUAUUUCAGGAAUGUAUGAAGCAUUACAAUCCUUACGCAAUGAUAAGGUUUUUUGUGACAUUACACUGGUAACACAGAAUGGUUUUAAGAUAUUUGCACAUAAAGUGAUUUUAGCAUCGGCUAGUCCAUAUUUCCAUGAAAAGUUCACAAAUUUAUCAGAAAAGAAUAAAGAUCUUGUUGUUAUAGGAGAACUAGAUUCUACCACCUUACAACUCUUAGUAGAAUUUGUUUAUUCCGGAAAAAUAGUGGUCACCGAAAGAAAUGUACAGGAUUUGUUACCAGCAGCUAAUCUUUUGCUGUUGAACGAUGUAAACGAGGCAUGCUGUGAAUUUUUACAGGAACAACUGCACCCUACAAAUUGUCUUGGUAUAAAAGCGUUCGCUAAUUUACACUGCUGUUCGAAAUUAUUAACAAGUUCAGUAUUGUACAUUCAACAAAACUUUUCGAGAGUUGUUGAGGGUGACGAAUUCCUGUCCUUAUCAUCAGAAGAAGUAGUUAUGUUGAUCUCCAGUGAUGAACUCGCAGUUCCAUCUGAAGGAAAAGUAGUUGAAUGUGUUAUUCGUUGGGUUAAGUACGAUUUGGAUUCUAGAAAAUGUAAUUUACCCCAAUUAAUGGAACAUGUACGUUUACCAUUAGCAUCAAAAAACUACAUAGAUUCAAAAGUCGUUAAAGAACCUCUUCUCAAUAAUUGCCUUAAAUGUAAAGAGUAUAUAGACGAAGCUUUACAUUUUCAUUUUCUUAAGAGAAAUCAGUCAGAUCAAGUUAUCACAAUUCCGGAAGGCAUCCAGUAUAAGCCUAGACUUGGAAAUAAAGUUAUUUUAGUGGUUGGUGGAUAUGGACAUACCACGUCAGCUGCAGGUAGUACAGAAUGGUACGACCCAAAAAAUAACCAAUGGUAUUUUGGACCAAUAAUGAUAACACGUCGUGAUGGAGCUGGUUUAGCUGUAUUAGACGAUCAUUUUGUGUUUGCAAUGGGUGGUCAUAGUAUUGGAUCAAUUGUUCAGUCUGUUGAUGUAUUAGAUUUAUUUUCAGAACCAACUUGUUGGAAACCAACUGUUGACAUGUUGAUUAAAAGAACUGAAUUUGGAGUUGGCGUAAUAAAUAGUUACCUUUAUGCAGUUGGUGGAUAUGAUGGUACUAAUUCUUUAAAUAGUGCAGAAAAAUUUGACUGUGGUACUAAAGAAUGGCGUAUGAUAUCUAGUAUGUCUACUGCAAGAGCUGAUUUAGGAGCCGGAGUUCUGAAUAAUCUUUUAUAUGCGGUAGGAGGUUAUGAUUAUUCAUCAGGCGAGGUAUUAAAUUCUGUUGAAUGUUAUCAUCCCAGUCUUGAUAAAUGGACACCAGUGGCAGAGAUGUGUGUUCGUCGAUAUGGUGCAAGUGUAGGAGUUUUGGAUGGUGUCCUGUAUGUUGUAGGGGGUUUUAAUGGAUUAGAAUGUCAGAAAAGUGUAGAAGCAUACAGACCAAGUACAGGAGUUUGGACCACAGUUGACGACAUGAAUUUUCCUCGACAAAAUGCAGGUGUAGUUGCAUUAGAUGGUUUAUUGUAUGUCAUCGGAGGAGAUUACGCAGAUACUACUUAUGAUUCUGUAGAAUAUUACGACCCCAAUUCCGAUACCUGGUUCAUGCUAGAAGCGCCAAUGAAUGUAGAACGACAUUUUGCAGGCGCAGCAACCAUUGUUAGGCCACCUCAUUUUAAAACUUGUUAGCAUACAUAAUUUAUUUUCUCUUUUUAUAAGAGGUUUAUAAAUAUUUUUUUUAUAAUGUGUGAUGAUUUAUUGUUUUCUAUUAAAUUUUUUUGAAUGUUUUAUAAAAGCUAAUUGACUAAAAAUUAA
This is a messenger RNA of Metopolophium dirhodum (rose-grain aphid), 2098 nucleotides long. Its product is annotated as ring canal kelch homolog. The transcript is spliced from 11 exons. Bases 200 to 1972 code for a protein of 590 amino acids. The record is from RefSeq and is a predicted model, not a curated record. NCBI's taxonomy places the organism in Eukaryota, Metazoa, Arthropoda, Insecta, Hemiptera, Aphididae. Gene Ontology annotation, molecular function: protein binding.